UUAACCUCCUCGACCUGCAGACAGCGUCUUACAGUAGUAGAGCCUCCUUGACCUGCAGACAGUGUCUUACGUACUGCAGCCUUGGGAAGCAAAGGUGGACAACAUGAAGACAUUUGUGCUGGUUUUCGUUUUCCUGAUCUUGGCUGCAGUUAACACAGAUGCCAAUCCCAUCAUAAAGGAGAGCGUUGCUAAGCAGCUCUUCCGCAGCAAGAGGCAGCAACGGCCCGCCAAGGCCGGCCACCCCGACGAGCCAAUGAGGGAGCACAUGCUGCACAUGCAGGCUCUGGACCAGAGGGCUCAGGAGACAAACCUGGAGCACUGGCUAAACCCCCACUGCUACCCGCGCUGUGACCGCAACUACGGAAGCCCCGUCUAGCGCCGUGCUGGAGAGGACCGCGUCCAGGUGUCGCCCACAACGUGACCCGACGGACGCACGAAGACAACGAUGAGGAAUCAAAGACGAGCGCGCGCUUCUAUGUUGGGCUGUUUCCCUGCAGGCGAUCAAGUGAUUCACUAUAGAGUGAUAUCAUCUAAACAUUAAACGCAUAAGCCUAGACCUUAGGUGUGGGAUCUCUUAAACUGACUAUUUGACUCAUGUAACACAUAGGAAAAUGUGUAUGAAUUUAAUAAAAAAAUAAAUGCAAAUACUAUAUUA
Molecule: messenger RNA, 655 nt
Organism: Gadus morhua (Atlantic cod)
Lineage: Eukaryota; Metazoa; Chordata; Actinopteri; Gadiformes; Gadidae
Exons: 4
Coding region: 104-376 (90 amino acids)
Source: RefSeq, a predicted model, not a curated record